AUGUCUUGGGUGGGUUUGGGAUUUGGGCAGUUGUUGAGGGAUAGGUCUCUUGUGGGGUUGGGGAUGGGGUGGAUCUCAGGUGGGGGAUGGGGGUUGUAUGGUGGCAUUGGGCUCGGGAGUUUUCUCGGUAGAGAGAAAAACAUAGGGAGAGGGAGAGAGAGGGAGGGAGGUGGGGAAGGGGGGAAUUGGGGGUUGGGUCGAGGAAUUGGCGAUCUGUGA
This is a messenger RNA of Prunus armeniaca (apricot), 219 nucleotides long. The record is from the annotation of a GenBank genome assembly. NCBI's taxonomy places the organism in Eukaryota, Viridiplantae, Streptophyta, Magnoliopsida, Rosales, Rosaceae.